ACAAUUAAUUACAAUCGGAAAACAAAUAUAUAAAAAGAGAAUUCUGUAAAUGUCUAUAUUAUUUAUAUGAUGAAUAAUUUCUAAUGAAUGAAUCAUCUAUUUUUAAUUGAAAUGUUUCGAUGAAUUACUAUUUGAGUGUGUGUAUUUGUUUGUUUGGCAAUAUUAAAAUAUCCGAAAUUAUGUUGGUGGUGGAUGGCCCAAUACACGAAAUGUAUAAAACAAACAAAUCGAAUGUCCAUCGAGAGUUAAUUUCCAAUGUCCAUCGAGAAUUUCUUUAGCCAAUACAAAAUCAUAUUGAUGAAUUCAUGAAUGAUGAAUAAUUCACAAUGUGAAUUUUAUAUUAUUAAAUUCUGAUAUUUAUCAUUGAAUGAAAAGCAUUCUUGUCAACCAAAAGAACGAAAAAUGAUGACGAAAAAAAAAUCCAUUAUCAAGCCAAGCCAAUACGAAAAAAAGUUAUAAUUAGAAUGUCGAUAUUUCAUUCAUUUAUUCAUUUCAUACAGAAUCGAAAAAAAACAAAACAGACGAAAUAUUCUAAAAUAAAAAUUUUGACAUAUAUGCUUCAUAGCAACAGCUGAGAGAAAAUAAUCAACCAUCAUCAUCAUUAUCAUCAUCAAGGACAUUGUUGUUGUGCAUUGUUGAGUUAUAAGCAUUCAUUGAUCUUGCCGCUUUUGUGUUGAUUAGAUAUGAUUAAAUUUUUGAAAAAUAUAAAAUUUGCUAUCGGUGUCAUAUCGACCAUUGCAUUAAUUUUAUCGGCAUUUCGUUUCGAAACUCUUGAUACAAAUGAUGAUGAUUAUUUCGUUACAUCAACAUCAACCGCUAAUCCAAUGGCAAUCAUAGAUAAGAAAAUAUUGGAUGCAAUGUCAAAAUUUGAUCAUAAUCUCCGUCAUCUACAAUUGAAAGGCAAAGAAACAUCGGCACGUCAUACGGAUUGUUCACGAUUAUUACCAGAUUUUUAUGAUGCCAUUAAUGCAGCAACCAAAAUUAAUAACGAAUUUCGUAAAUUACUUUCAUUAUAUAAACAACAACAAUCGUCAAUAAAGAAUGAUAAAUCAAAACGGUCAUCAUCAUCGGAACGACGUGGUCUUAGAAAAAAUUCCAAAACCAUUUCCUAUUCCAUACAGAUUGGAUCAAAAAUCUAUGUUAUGAGUUUCUAUUGGCCACGAUUAAUCGAAGCAUUUUUUGGUGCCGAUGUUGAUUAACACAAACACAUGGUGAACAUUCAUUAUUGUUUCAUUUGAUUCACUCCCGAGAAUUUGUUGAAGAAACCAAAAAAAAGGAGAGACCACCAAAGAGAGGGAGUAAUGAGACUCAUGUACAUCAAUUUAAUCAUCUAGGCCAAUUAAAUUCCGAUUCGAAUUCCCCAUGAAACCGAUAUAUUAGAAAUGGAAAAAAGAAGUGAACCUUCAUAUAGCUCGAGGUGGUUGUUGUCCGAUCAACCAUUUGAAUAUCAUAUUUUUUGCCCAAUGAAUUUGUUAAAUGUCUUAAAUGAAUUCGAAAAAUGAUAAUUUUUCAAUGGAAAAUAAAAUAAAACAAAAAUUUAUUU
Dermatophagoides farinae (American house dust mite) is the source of this 1543-nucleotide messenger RNA. The record is from RefSeq and is a predicted model, not a curated record. Lineage: Eukaryota; Metazoa; Arthropoda; Arachnida; Sarcoptiformes; Pyroglyphidae.